Molecule: messenger RNA, 1680 nt
Organism: Mixia osmundae IAM 14324
Lineage: Eukaryota; Fungi; Basidiomycota; Mixiomycetes; Mixiales; Mixiaceae
Exons: 3
Coding region: 272-1336 (354 amino acids)
Biological process (GO): lipid homeostasis; nuclear envelope organization
Cellular component (GO): nuclear membrane; nuclear envelope
Source: RefSeq, a predicted model, not a curated record
GUGCGGGCCAGGAGCUCCUCAUGCGCCCACCUCCUUGCCCGUCAGCGUCUUGACCUUGAUCAACAUCUCCCUGUGCGAGCGAUCACGGGCAGAUGCGUAAGGGCAAGGCGCCAAGGGCAAGGCACGCGACUGCUCCGCUCUUGCCUGCCAGCUGCCACCGCUCCAUCGUGUCUGGCCAGGGCAUCGCCCAGCGUGCAUGGUCUUCCCAGGUCCCUCAAGGCUACAUCCAACCCGGCGCUCGACGGGGGAUGCUCGCAGUCAUGUUGCGCCUAUGGACUUUGAAUAUCAGGCCCCCCGUCGUCCCUUACAGCCAGCAACGCAGGCCUCCGCGGAUUGCCGUGAACAUAGCAAGCGCGGCCACGCAGACGAUGCGACGGACAUGGACCUCGACGAACCUGCGCCAGCAAACGGUCUUCAGGCUCUCUGGAGUCGCGUGACAGCGACCCCGGCUGCCGAAUUCACCGAGAAUGAGCUUGCCGACGUGAGCAUGCACUCUGCCUCGUCUGCCAAUGGUCCUGCACAACCCAUUGAGGUCGCUUCACAGCAAGUCACUUGCGCGAAGGACGAGAAGCCGGCUCAUACUCAGCCAAUGAGCGAGCGAGAGCGCGCUUGCAGUGCCGCAGAACAGCCUCGCAGCGCGACGGCGCCAGAUAGUUUAAAUGCUCAGAGUCAACAGCUGGCGCUCGCUCAGACGCGAAAGCGCGCUCGUCGCGGCAAGCAGGCCCAAGUCACGAGGAAUGCGCAGCAGUACCAUGUUCACAACCACACUUAUGGCGCCCCGGCAGCAUGCGAUUCAGACUUAAGCCGGUCCUGGUGGCGAGAGGAGGUGCCGUCAGUCUUGCUGGGCUACGCGCAGUUUGCUUUCAAUGCCUCGCUGCUCGGUCUCGCGCUCUGGCUUGCGCUUGGCUUUGUCUUGACGGUCAGACACGAUGUCAGCGAUCGCAUGACGUCCUACUCGACCGAAAUUCUGCAAGAGGUCGAGCAAUGUCGACAGCUCUAUCUGGCAAACAGAUGCGAACCAGAGACAAGAAUCCCCCACAUGGAAAGCACCUGCCAAGGCUGGGAGCACUGCAUGAAUAGGAAUCCAAAGAUCGUUGGUCGGGCACGCGUGGCGGCAGAAACGCUGGGCGAGGUGAUCAACAGCUUUGUGGAAGUCAUGUCUUGGCGGACGAUGAUUUUUCUGGUCCUGCUCUUUGCCACCCUGCUCGUCUGUACCAACAGCGUGCUAUCGUCUUACCGCGUCAAGCUGCAUGAGCAGUAUCGCAAUCAUCGACUCGACUCGAUGCAUUAUCCGCGCGAGUCCGAGCGACCGCAGGCGCGACUCACCAACGACUAGAUACAGAUACUACGACAGCGCAGGCCAGCGUUGCUCGGUCAAAUUUACAUUAGCGCGCCCGCUCUCAUGCUGUGCAUCUCAGUACCUGGCCCGCUUUGGAUCGCCAUAGCCAUUUUGAUAGGCGCCGUCGUGCGGUCCGCGGUCAUAGUCACGCUUUGACCCUCCGUAGUCACCCGUGUCCCUGCUGGGCGCCUGCAAAACCGAAUGCGCGUCAGCACACGCACAGCAGACAGGAAACGCUUGGUACGUACGUAGCCGAUGCCGGCGCCUCUCGGUGGGCCUCGGUUUUGGCCAAAUGCAUCUGUACCGUUAGACCCUCGCGAAUCAUAGCUGCUUCCGUAUCG